Messenger RNA from Sphaeroforma arctica JP610, 213 nucleotides. RefSeq lists its product as hypothetical. The transcript has a single exon. Lineage: Eukaryota; Ichthyosporea; Ichthyophonida. The record is from RefSeq and is a predicted model, not a curated record. The coding region runs from base 1 to 213 and encodes 70 amino acids.
AUGGACGAGAAACUUCGCUUCUUCUACACACGCCGAGCAGCAUUGAGACAGCGAUUGGCUAAUGCCAUCAAUGAGGAUACAUCCAGUGCUAGUGAUGUGCUUAGCAAUAUUUUGCGUACAAUGGAGGAGAGUAGCAUUAACACAAGUAGUAUUGAUAAGGAGGAGGAUAGUGACGAAGACUCCAAAAUGAGGAUAAUAUUACAACCACUCUGA